Molecule: messenger RNA, 2977 nt
Organism: Salvia splendens (bonfire salvia)
Lineage: Eukaryota; Viridiplantae; Streptophyta; Magnoliopsida; Lamiales; Lamiaceae
Product: probable pectinesterase/pectinesterase inhibitor 58
Exons: 2
Coding region: 221-2845 (874 amino acids)
Biological process (GO): cell wall modification
Molecular function (GO): enzyme inhibitor activity; pectinesterase activity
Source: RefSeq, a predicted model, not a curated record
CCUAAACAAAUUUAAUUGUCAUCCACAAUAAUCGACAGCGCCUGGUACAAAUAACCUCGACGUACCCAAAUAAUCACUUCUUCUUCUAUUCUUAUUCUUCUUCUUCUUCAUAUUCAUGAUGGAGAAGUCGUGACCAUUUCACGCCCUUCUCCACUAAACCAUAUUAUACACAAUCAACGUCCAUCAUAAUCACAGGACGCACAGUUAAUAUAACCAAAAAAUGGGCCAAGAUGGGCCGAAAAAGAUUGCAAUAAUCAGCUUGUGUUCUCUCCUCCUGGUGGCGAUCAUCGUGGCAGUUCUUUUCGCCGGCCACGACACCGCUAGCAAUAAAAAGGUCAAACCAAACACUUCGCAGAAGGCCAUCGCAGCCAUCUGCCAAACCACCGAUUACCAUGACACCUGUUUCAAAAGCCUCGACGGCCAAAACACCUCCGACCCCAAACAGCUCAUCCAGGCUGCCAUGCACUCCACCAUCAUUUACCUCAGAACCGCCCUCCAAAACUCCACCGCUCUCAAACAAGCCCAGACCGACCCCCGCGCCCGCGCUGCUCUAGACGACUGCAGCGAGCUUGCCAACCUCGCCAUCCACGAUCUCGACAGAUCCUUCACCAAGUUCAGCCAGUUCGACAUCACCAACGUCGACGACAUCCUCAUGGAGCUCAAGACAUGGAUCAGCGGCGCCAUCACGCACCAGGAGACCUGCCUCGAUGGAUUCGAGAAGGUCGACAGCGACGCCGGGGCGCAGAUGAAGCAACUGCUCAACGCCUCCAUGGAGAUGACCAGCAACUCGCUUGCUAUGGUUGCCGAGAUCUCCAUUUUUCUCGAGACCAGCAUGGGCAUCCAAGGCACCAGCAGUAGCCGCCGUCUCCUCUCCCAGCAAGACCUUGUUGUGGAGGAGCACGAAAGCUGGAUUGACGCCGUGAAGCGGAGGUUCCUCACCGCCCCAGCAGCCAAGAUUAGGCCGGACAUCAUCGUGGCCAAGGACGGCAGCGGCAGGUUCAAAACCAUCAAUGAAGCUCUCUUCCACAUCCCUAAGAACAACAAUAAAACAUUCGUGCUCUACAUCAAAGAGGGCGUUUACCCAGAGCAAGUGAUGAUCAACACCUCCUUCACGAACCUCAUGAUCAUGGGCGACGGCCCCACCAAGACCAGGAUCACUGGAAACUUGAAUUUCGUAGACGGAGUUGGCACCUACAGAACCGCAACCGUUGCCGUGCAAGGGGAUGAUUUCAUAGCGAGAGACAUAGGCUUCGAGAACUCAGCGGGCGCGGUGAAGCUCCAAGCCGUAGCGCUGCGCGCAAGCUCAGACAGAUCCAUAUACUACAACUGCCACAUUGAUGCCUACCAAGACAGCCUCUACGCGCACGUCUACCGCCAAUUCUACAAAGACUGCGUGAUAUCCGGCACGAUCGACUUCGUCUUCGGCGACAGCGCUUCCGUCUUCCAAGACUGCACGCUGCUGUUCCGGAAGCCAUUAGCCAACCAGCAAAACAUCGUGACGGCUCAAGGCAGGCAGGACCCGAGGCAGCCGACGGGGCUGGUGCUCCAAAACUGCACGUUCAAAGCGGAUGCGGAGCUGGAGCCGGUCAAGCACCAGGUCAAGUCGUACCUGGGCAGGCCGUGGAAGGAAUUCUCGAGGACCAUCAUCAUGGAGUCGUUCCUCGACGACUUCAUCCAGCCCGACGGAUGGAUGCCGUGGGAAGGCGAAUUUGGUCUUCAAACCCUCUUCUACACCGAAUUCAACAACAGAGGGCCGGCUGCACCCAAGGCGCAGCGCGUCAAAUGGCCGGGCGUGAAGGAGCUGCCGCCGGCUCGUAUCAAGCGUUUCACGGCAGGGGAGUUUCUAGAUGGAAACCGGUGGAUACCGAAGCAGAAGGUGCCAUACGCAGCGGGAUUCAUCUUCCCUGUGCCUAAGGAAGAUCCCAACAUUAAAUACUCCCCUGCUUCGACAGAGGAGACCAAAGAUUUGGGAGCGGUUGCGGAAAGAAAGAAAAAACUUCCACCACCUCAACCUCAGGCACCUGCUGCUGCUCCAGGUUCCAAUCCACAGUCAAGCAUAGCAGCCUCACCGAUGCAAGCCGCCUCGCCUUACCCUCUCGGCUACGGCACAGACGCCGCGGCUCCUGUUGGCAAUUGGGAUUCGGAAACUGGGGAAUUGCUGAUAGAUCUCUCUCCAGCUCCGGCUUCAGAAGCUCCGAUUCUCCCUCCUGCAGAGUCUCCUCGAGCUGUUUCUUUGAGGAUUACACCGGCUCUGACUCCAACGGCUGCUGCAUCGCCGCCAGCAACCACUCCAGCAGCGUCGUCCCCUCCAUCUGUUUCUCUGAGGAUUACACCGGCUUUGACUCCAACGGCUGCUGCAUCGCCGCCAGCAACCACUCCAGCAGCGUCGUCCCCUCCAGCUGUUUCUCUGAGGAUUACACCGGCUUUGACUCCGACGGCUGCUGCAUCGCCGCCAGCAAUCACUCCAGCAGCGUCGUCCCCUCCAGCUGUUUCUCUGAGGAUUACUCCGGCUUUGACUCCAACGGCUGCUGCAUCACCGCCAGCAAUCACUCCAGCAGCGUCGUCCCCUCCAGCUGUUUCUCUGAGGAUUACACCGGCUUUGACUCCGACGGCUGCUGCAUCGCCGCCAGCAAUCACUCCAGCAGCGUCGUCUCCUCCAGCUGCUGUGCCAUCUGUUUCUCCCAAGGGCAGUCCGGCUUCAGCGCCUGCGCCAAAGGCACCUGCUGCUCCUUCACCUAGCGGUGGUUUGGCGCCGCCUCCUAAGAGGGAUUCCCCGGCGGGGCCUCCUGAAUCAAAGCUGUCACCUCAGGCGGCUGAAGCUCCCACUUUUACCGACGGAUUAUAGUACUAACUCUGUUUUCUUCUUCUCAAACUAUAUUGAUCCAAUUCGGAUGUGGAUUAAAUGUACAUUCAUUUAAACCGCGAAAUGCCAUAAUUCGGUGUAAGAAUGUUUAACGAAAAUUAAUGUGAUGCUGAA